CACUCUCCUUACUUGGUUCAGAGUAUAUAUACCUCCACAAAGAAGAAAGCUCAAACAGUUUUUGAUAUUUUAGAUUCUUUAUCUACAUUUUGGAUUGUCGGUGAAUUAGAAUAGAAGGGAAGGAUGUCAAGCACUGCUGGUCAGGUCAUACGUUGUAAAGCUGCUGUUGCAUGGGAAGCAGAGAAGCCGCUUGUGAUUGAAGAAGUGGAGGUGGCACCACCACAAGUAGAUGAAGUUCGUCUGAAAAUUCUCUAUACUGCUCUUUGCCAUACCGAUGUUUUCUUUUGGGAAGCCAAGGGACAGAACCCUCUGUUUCCUAGAAUCUUUGGGCAUGAGGCAGGAGGGAUCGUGGAGAGUGUUGGUGAGGGCGUGAAGGAUUUGAAGCCAGGCGAUCAUGUCCUCCCAGUGUUCACUGGGGAAUGCAAAAAAUGUGCGCACUGUAAAUCAGAAGAGAGCAACCUGUGUGAGCUCCUGAGGAUAAAUACUGACAGGGGGGUGAUGCUGAGUGAUGGAAAAUCUAGAUUUUCUAUCAAUGGAAAGCCCAUUUACCAUUUUCUUGGGACUUCUAGCUUCAGUGAGUACACAGUGGUUCACAUAGGCUGUGUUGUCAAGAUCAAUCCCCUGGCUCCUCUUGACAAAGUUUGUAUUCUCAGUUGUGGAAUCUCCACAGGCCUUGGUGCCACUCUGAAUGUUGCAAAACCGAAAAAAGGCUCGACGGUGGCUAUCUUUGGAUUGGGAGCCGUCGGCCUUGCUGCUGCUGAGGGGGCCAGGAUUUCUGGGGCUUCAAGAAUUAUUGGUGUUGAUUUACAUCCAAAUAGAUUUGAACUAGCACACAAGUUUGGUGUAACUGAGUUGGUGAACCCAAAAGACCACAAGAAACCAAUUCAGGAGGUAAUAGCAGAGAUGACAGACGGAGGAGUGGACAGAAGCGUGGAAUGCACAGGGAAUGUUGAUGCCAUGAUUUCUGCAUUUGAAUGUGUUCAUGAUGGUUGGGGGCUCGCCGUUAUUGUGGGUGUGCCUAGACAAGAUGCUGUCUUUAAGACUAACCCCGUGAACUUUUUGAAUGGGAGGACUCUCAAGGGUACCUUUUUUGGUAACUACAAGCCUCGCUCUGACCUUCCCUCGGUCGUGGAGCAAUACAUGAACAAGGAACUUGAGGUGGAGAAGUUCAUCACCCAUAAAGUUCCUUUUUCGGAUAUAAACAAGGCCUUUGAGUACAUGCUGAGAGGAGAAGGCCUUCGAUGCGUCAUUCGCAUGGUGGACGAAUAGGGAAGCUUUCAUGUUGUGCCCCUUAAUAAGUGAAGCCCGAUCUUGUUGUCCCCAAAAUUCUCUGUUCAAAAAGUCAAGCAGGCUAAUCGCAUUGUUGCAUCUCUUUUUUUUUUUUAUCUUGGUGGCUGCCAGUUCAUGGAUGUAAACUGUGCAAAUAUCCCUAUAGAGUAUGGUGGGAUGACCAUCUUUUCCCAUAUCUAGAGUUCAUCUGUUUGUUUUUGUUA
Molecule: messenger RNA, 1493 nt
Organism: Alnus glutinosa
Lineage: Eukaryota; Viridiplantae; Streptophyta; Magnoliopsida; Fagales; Betulaceae
Product: alcohol dehydrogenase-like
Exons: 10
Coding region: 124-1269 (381 amino acids)
Biological process (GO): formaldehyde catabolic process
Cellular component (GO): cytosol
Molecular function (GO): S-(hydroxymethyl)glutathione dehydrogenase [NAD(P)+] activity; zinc ion binding
Source: RefSeq, a predicted model, not a curated record